GGAAGAAAACCAAAGUUCAUCAUCUCUUGGUGAAAUCUUUUUUUUUUUUUUUUUUUACUUGCCUCGAGAACCCGUAUAUAUCUUAUACAAAUUUUCGAUUUUGUUUUCUUUCUCAGACUCUCUCCCUACCUCGGGUAUACAUCAAAUUACUGGUUGCGCCGAUCUCAUAAAGACUUAUAACCUUGUCAGAACCGUGGGCGUCCCGUCUUUACUUACCCAACCCUCUUACCUACCGGGGACUUUGUCGACAAACGAUGGCGGCCUCGAUACUCCCCGGCCUGCUCUCAGGUGCCGCAUUUGGUGCAUCCUUGACGGGUGCAGGAGUAUAUCAGCCGUCUGUCAUCAUGGGACAGCUUGAGCUGGAAGACUUUCACAUGUUGCAAACCUUGCUUACGGCCACGGCUGGGAGUGCUGUACUUGCAUCCCUGCUCCAGGGCCUGGGGUACGUGAAGCUCAGCCCCCGCAGCUUCUCCUCGUUCAACCUCCUCGGCUCGGCAGACGCCAAUUUCGUCGGCGGCGCCCUUCUCGGAGGCGGCAUGGCCCUGGCCGGUUCCUGCCCAGGAACGGUGGCGGCGCAGAUCGGGCUAGGCAUACCGUCGGGAUACUGGACGUUCGUGGGCGGUGUGGCGGGCGGCAUCGUCUGGACGGGGUUCGUGCGGCCGUGGAUGGCCCGUCGCAACGCCCAGGAGGGCGCCAAGACGGCCGGCAAGAAGCCGUGCCUGACGGUCCACGAGUGCGUCGGGGUCAGCCCACGGGUCGGGCUGGUCGUCUUUGAGGCGCUGGCCGCUGCCGCCAUAGGGGCGGCACUGAACGUCAAGACUCUGAGCGCCAACGGCACCCGGCAUAUCGAACCGGUAGUGGGCGGGUUGCUGAUCGCCGGUGCGCAGCUCGUCUCGCUGCUCAUUCGCAGGUCCAUGGUGGGCACCUCGACCGUCUUUGACGAGCUCGGCGAGCUUUUCUGGUGGGCUGUUUCCGGUGGGCAGAGGCCCAAGUCGAUGAGUGCGCUGGCUUUCGUCACUGGCAUCAUUCUUGGAUCUGCCACCCUGGCGCGGGCGUUUCCCACGGCUCUAGCUGGCACGGGAUUCAGCGAUGUGUCGGCCACCAGGGCCGCGCUGGGCGGCUUCGCCAUGGCCAUCGGGUCCAGGGUCGCGGGCGGCUGCACGGCGGGCCAUGGUAUCAGCGGCAUGUCUCUCAUGUCGGUGUCGAGCAUAAUAACGGUCGCUUCGAUGUUUAUCUCUGGUAUUGUGGUCACCAAAGCGUUGUCUUUUUGAGUCCGAGUUGGGCAAGCUGCAGUCUGUGUCAAACUAAAUAUACCCCCGCCUCUUAGCCUCCAUGACCACGUCAUGUUGUCAAAAUGGCGCCGUGUGGUACUUACGAGAGCAUAAAAUCAUUUGUAACUAAUAAAAUAAUGCGCCAACGAUCCAGCCUCUGCGAAACCCAUAAAUCUGUACAACGAA
Pyricularia oryzae 70-15 is the source of this 1457-nucleotide messenger RNA. RefSeq names its product YeeE/YedE family protein. NCBI's taxonomy places the organism in Eukaryota, Fungi, Ascomycota, Sordariomycetes, Magnaporthales, Pyriculariaceae. The coding region runs from base 255 to 1271 and encodes 338 amino acids. The record is from RefSeq and is a predicted model, not a curated record. The transcript has 2 exons. Gene Ontology annotation, cellular component: plasma membrane.